Molecule: messenger RNA, 1699 nt
Organism: Polyodon spathula (Mississippi paddlefish)
Lineage: Eukaryota; Metazoa; Chordata; Actinopteri; Acipenseriformes; Polyodontidae
Product: 5-hydroxytryptamine receptor 3A-like
Exons: 8
Coding region: 105-1433 (442 amino acids)
Biological process (GO): regulation of membrane potential; chemical synaptic transmission; signal transduction
Cellular component (GO): membrane; neuron projection; synapse
Molecular function (GO): neurotransmitter receptor activity; extracellular ligand-gated monoatomic ion channel activity; transmembrane signaling receptor activity
Source: RefSeq, a predicted model, not a curated record
ACUCGUUUUAAAGCCCGCGCUGUGCAGUGGUAUUGAUUUUAACCAGGUGAUAUGAAAAUGGGGUUCACCACCAUCAGUGAGACGGGAGAUUGUGAUGUGACGAAAUGCUGUGCUUCCUCCGAGGGGUGUGUGGUGCAGCGGGGGAGGACCUGCUGCUCUUGGCACAGAGGAUCACUCAGGGAUAUGUGAAGAGAUUUCGUCCAGUGCUGCACUGGGACCAGCCCGUGACUGUCUAUCUGGACCUUUCCCUCUACUCCAUCCUGGACCUGCAGGAGAAGGAGGAGAAGCUGACAUUGCAGCUGCUGUUUGGUGAGAGAUGGCAGGAUGAGUAUCUCUCCUGGGAGCCUUCCCAGUUCGAUGGACUCUCUCAUUUCACACUCCCAGCCUCCAGUGUCUGGACCCCCGAUAUCACCAUCAAAGAGGCGCUGAGUGAGAAGACGAGCGCGGCAGUGCCCUAUGUCUCUGUGUCUCCGCAGGGCUGGGUGCGUCUCUCCCAGCCCCUCGUUGUGGUGCUCCGGUGUAGCCUGGCCAUGUUCCGGUUCCCCUUUGACAUCCAGAAGUGCAACAUAACCUUUGGACCAAGCCUGCACACAGUGGAUGAUGUGAAGAUUGCCCUGGAGAGACCUGCAUCUGCUGUUUUCAAUGAAAGUCAAUCAUUUAGCAGCUAUGGCGAGUGGGAGCUGCUGUCUAUCCACACGUACAGCUUCACUGAAACAAUGGAGAACAGGACCUACUCCAGGAUCACUUUCGAGGUGGUGAUGGGUCGCUGCCCGAUGUUCUACGUGGUUAACCUGAUUGUGCCAAGUGCCUUGGUCAUGCUGAUCGACCUGGUGGGGUUUGGUAUCCCUGCGGAGAGCGGGGAGAGGAUACCCUUCAAAGUCACACUGCUGUUCGGGUACACGGUCUUCCUCGUCCUCGUCAACGACCUCCUCCCCCCCUUCAAACACACCACACCUGUGCUAGGGAUCUAUUUCGUGGUGUGUCUGGCAUUCCUGGUGCUCAGUGUGGCAGAGUCUGUGUUGCUGCUGGCCCUGGUGAAACCGCACAUGCCUAACAAAGCCCUGCCCCUUCCCUGCCUGGCUGCACUUCUCUUCCCUGACUGGAACCAAGGGGGUGGGCCUGAGACACAAGAGAGAGGAGACGAGACGCUCCUGCACAGGGAGGGCAUGAGCGAGAUCCACACAUGUCUCAACGCUGAGAAGGAGCCUCGAUCCGGAGGGGAGCUGCUGGACGCGCUGCGGGAGGUGGAGGCGGAGGUCCAAAAGGUUGGGACAGAGGUGAGACAGACCCUGGAGCGACGCCGAACCCACAGAGCCUGUCUGGAGCUUAUGGACACGCUGGACACACUCUGCUUCUGUGUGUACCUUACCCUGAUGGCUGCCUUUGUCCUCACCAUCACUGGGUUGUGGCUCUGGGGACACGGGCACCACUAGCUUGGGGCUAGGCUUCCUGCACAGAAUCUCAGUUUGGUUUCACACUGGUGUUCAUUGCAUCCAGUAAUUUCAUCUAGUCUGAUGGGGUGCUGUAAAGCAGCUUUAGUUUUAUUCUGUAUCUGAAAGUCAGAUCUAUGUUUCUAUUUUAGAAUACUGUCAGUAUUGGCACGUCUUAGACUGCUAUUGUUUUAAUUUCUUGAUUAAUGGUCUGGAGCAGUGGUUUCAACCCCAGUCCUGGGGAACCCUGGGUGUGCUGGUUUUCACUC